AUCUCUGGACUAAUUGAAUGUAUAGAUUGUUUGACCAAAUUCACAACACAUGCGGUCUGUGUUUGUAAUGAUUGUCAACAACGAAGACAACAAACAAUAAGACAGAUAUCUAUCCAUUGAUUGUAUUGCAAAUUCAAGUGACAGUAUAUCACAAGUGAUUGACAAUAUGUGCGACAAUUGCGGUGACUUUUACCGGUCACGUGUGGACCAAAUGAUGGACACAAACGUCAARCUAACAAAAGAGCUGUUGUUGUCUCAACAGCUGAUCCACUGUCUCGAGCGUGUCAUGUCUUAUGCCAUUCAGUUGCGCAACACUUGCAAGUGUACGGACAACAAGACGCUGAUCCGCAAGAAUGACUUCCUCUUCAAAAUGUACAAAGAGAUCAAAAAACAGUUAACUGAUCACAAGUGCAGUCAAUCUGCCGGCGAUGCGCCGAYAGAGACAUCAGUGGUCAGCGAUAAGUGUUUGACAAACGGCAACAACAAAGUUGGUAUUAAUGUCGUGCAGACCAACGAUGACAUACUGUUAAAUGGUAACCAAUCUUAUGACAUGUCUUCAGAUGAAUCACUGAUCGACGAACAGCCGUUAGUGAGACAGCAAAUGCCGUCUCCCAUCAAUUGUUUGUCGGAAAUAAGUUUUGAUAACUCAGAUAAACUGCUGACAACUCCGCCACAGCUAUCGAGACGAAUGGUUACCAGAAGCAGAAGUCCAGCGAUUCCUAAACUCGAUAAGAUGGUCGAGUUUAGCGAUAGGACAUCACCACUGCCACCACUUCCACCGCUCAUAUCWUUUACAAAAACUACAGAAAUAUCGACACAGACAUCGAUUAUCAGAAAGUCUCCGGAAAAGACACGAUCGUUAACCACAAAGUCUCCAGAAAAGCCAAUAUCGAUGACCUCAAAGUUCACAGAAAAGUCAAGAUCUUUGACUCCGAUAUCUACAGAAAAGAUACCUCAGAUUAAUACUAUUGUCUCAAAUGAKGAAACAUCUGCAAUGGAGUCAACCGAAUACGAUAUGUCUAUCGACGAUACGGACAAUACGCAUAACAUCGACAGCAAAAAAACAACAUUGAUGUACAAGACAUCAGUUUUAAGUGCGGCCACAAAGGGUGUCCAUUUAGAUGUCGCCGCCGCAAGACAUUCAACCAACACGUGCUAACGCACCGCAAGUUUACCGAUUCUGACCAUCCAUAUCAAUGUCAAGUCGGUGAUUGUAGCAGUGUUUUCAAAUCGAAG
Messenger RNA from Oppia nitens, 1236 nucleotides. RefSeq lists its product as uncharacterized. NCBI's taxonomy places the organism in Eukaryota, Metazoa, Arthropoda, Arachnida, Sarcoptiformes, Oppiidae. The record is from RefSeq and is a predicted model, not a curated record. The transcript is spliced from 3 exons. Bases 167 to 1159 code for a protein of 330 amino acids.